AUGUAUGAGUUUGCAAAUGAGAAAAUUAGAGGAUUAAAUGGAUCAAAAAUAAUUAGAUAGGAUAAGACAAAAUAUAGAGUAUGAAUAAAUUAAUAAAAAAUAGAGUCAUAACUUUUUUACUGUGAAUCCACAUGUUAGGAUGCUAAGUUAAUUAUUCUAAAAAAGUGCAUAUUUAACAUAGUUUAAAGAGAUGCUCUUCUUAAGUCUUUAGUAGAUUUAUUUGCGAACUUCAUAAAUUCUAACUGUUUUAUAAUGGAUGCAACCGCCAAUCAUUUGUAAUUCAACAAAAAAGAGAGAUUAAUAAUAUUUAAAAAUAAUACAAUAUGCUUAAUAAACCAGACAAUUAGGAAUAGUGCCAGAAUAGAUCUACAUUAUUGAAAUAGAGAGAUUACUUAAAGUAAUAUAAAAUGACAAUAAAGAAAUAACUUUAAAAAUUCUAUAUGAGCUUUGUGUUUCAAUGAAUUGUAUAAUAAGAGGUAAAUAGGAAUUCGUGUUAUAUGACAAAUUUUUUGCUUAUUUAUACCAUCAGUUUAAUUCUGGAUCUGAUUUUGUUCUUCAAUCGAUUCAAUAGAGAGAGUAUAUAAAGAAAUCAAAGGAAGAACAAAGGUUGAGUAAAUUAAAUUAACAUGGUUUAAGAAGAGUAGGAUAGAUAUCAACAUUAAAGAAUGAAUUUUAUUUAGAAGAAUAGUAAAGUGAUGGUAUUAGUAGUAAUCCUUAAUUGUUGACAAUAGAUUCGAAUUUAAAACUUCCAAAUUCAAGAUUGCAAUCAGGAAAAUUAUCUUAAUAAGUAUAAAAUGCUGAAUUAGCUAUGUAAGAUUUAUAAAAAGAAAUAAAGGAUUAUUAUAAUAUGUAUGCAGAAUAUUUUUAUGAUUCAGUAAAAAACUUGAUUUAAUUUAAAGGUGGAAAUGAAUCAUUAAAUUAUAAAUUUCUUGGAUUAAAAUUUAGUAUGAAAGAUAUCUUAACUCUUAAUGCAGUAUAUCAACAUGAAGAGUUUGCAACAAAACUCUAUUUGCAUCCAUAUUAACUUGUACCAUUAUUAAAUGAAAAAUAAAAUACUUUAACAAAAUACUUGACAUAUUAAUCAAUGUUAAACAACAACAAUAAUAAAGAGGAUCAAGUUGAAAAUUUAUAAGAGUUUCUUCGACAGAGCCCUCCUUUAUCACCUCAGUAAUCGAAUAUUAAUAUAAAAACUGAAACAAUUCAUUAGUAGACUCAUAGUAAUGAAGACAUUAGAGUAGAAUAUGAAGAUGGUAUAUAAAAUGAAUAUGAUAAUGAAUUUGAUGUAUUAUUAGAUUUUACAUUAUUUGAUCCAUAGACCACUGUUUAAUAUUAAGUAUAUUCAGUUAAUAGUGAAUGUGUGGCAGGGAUCAAAAUAACUUUUCCUGAAGAAUAGAGUAGUUUUAGAUUGAUUUAAUUUCCAUGUAUAGAACCAUAAGAAGGAGGUUAUGAUUGUCAUACUUAUUAAUUUAAACCAUUAUCUAAUAUAAAAGGAUGCUAAGUUGAAUUAAUUUAAAUGACACCAAGUAAGAGAUUCAUUAAAAAUUUCAUAUUUUUGGUUUAAGAUUCAGAAAAUGCUUUAGAUUAAAAUAAACUUAAAUAUUUUAAAUUUGACUUUUAAAAAAAUUAAGAAAUGGGUGAUAUUCAAAACUUACAUGAUUAAAUUAUGCCUUACUUUAAUGAUGAUUGGAGAAAAUCAAAGUUUCCUCUAUAUGUAAACUUUCUCUUCUCUCAUCUUCCUUAAGCUUAAUAGAUAUAAAUUGAAGCUUAAUUGAAAAAAAUCACUUAUGCUAUAAACACUAUGUUUCCCUAUAUAGAAUAUUUAGAGAAUAAAAAGAAACUUAUGUAUAUAUAAUAUAAUUAAAAUUUAGCAAUCCUAAUGUGUUUGAAAUGUAUGUGUAAGAAUUAGGUCGAUAUAAAAAUAGAGAUCAGUAUUAAAGAACUGUCUUUAUUUAGAUUGAAAAUUGGUAAUAAAUUUUGCAAGAUAGAAUUAUUGAUAACAUAUUAGAUAAUAUAAUUAUUUUUAUUUGGAAUGGAGGAUUUGACAAUAGGAAAUUAAAGUGA
This is a messenger RNA of Paramecium sonneborni, 2061 nucleotides long. The record is from the annotation of a GenBank genome assembly. Lineage: Eukaryota; Ciliophora; Oligohymenophorea; Peniculida; Parameciidae.